AUGGAAGAAAAUAUUCGAAAAGUAAAAUAUCUCAAUGUUUGUAACGAUGGUGAUGUGAAUAACAAUGGCGACUAUUUAUUUAGUAGUAUUAUGACUGAACUUGCAUUUGAUGUUGUCAGUUCGACAGGACAAACAUAUGAACUUAUCCGAGGUGGUUUUCAUAUACCGAUAAAUACUGCCAAUUUCGAAGAUUAUUGUAUGCAUUAUCGUCAAUAUCGUAUUAAUGAAUUUCAUUGA
Messenger RNA from Rotaria sp. Silwood2, 237 nucleotides. The record is from the annotation of a GenBank genome assembly. NCBI's taxonomy places the organism in Eukaryota, Metazoa, Rotifera, Eurotatoria, Philodinida, Philodinidae.